UAAAAACCAAAAACAUGCUCACACUCACUCCUCUCUUCUCUCUCUCUUUCUCUCUCCACUGAUGAUGAAUGGGAGACCCUAAAGCGACGUCGUGUUGUUCAUCAUCAUCGUGGAUUUCAUUACCUCCUGGUUGCCGAUUUUACCCUUCGGAGGAGCAACUCCUCUGCUACUACCUCCGCCCUAAAAACAAUCAAUCAUCAUCUUCAUCUUCAUCUUCAUCGUCGAAUUCUGAAUUUUACGGCACAAUUAAAGAGAUAAAUCUGUACAAUUUCAACCCUUUUGAACUUCCAGAAAUUACUUGUUUUCGAUUCGGAUUUAGGGGAAGAAAACGCCAUUGGUAUUGCUACACAGAGAAGAAGGUUAAUGUUAAUGGAGGUGAGGAGAGAGAAAGUAGGAGAAAGGCUGGUUUUGGGUUUUGGAAAAGGAAAGGUAAAGUUAGAGAUGUUAAUGUUAUGAGUAAUGGUGGAAAACUUGUUUUGGGAAGGAGGAAAUGUUUCAUCUUUUAUUUGGAUAAAUGUAAUGGCAAAACUAAAACUGCUAUCAGGACUAAUUGGUUGAUGUAUGAGUAUGCCCUAAUCGACAAUGUCGAGGCCUCAUUUGUUGUAUGCCGAGUGUUUGUCAGAUCACGUGGUCCAAACAGCAUUUCAGAGCAUGCUUUGAGUUCAUGUGCUGAAGAAAGCAUUGCAACUGUACGCCAUAUAGGUAUUCAACACGACGGAAGCAAUGUAUCUGUUAUGGAUGAUGAUAAAGCACUUGGCUGUGAUUAUGUAAAUGGUAAGAUAACGGGACAACCACCAAAUCUGAUUGACGAGACAGAACCCAACAAUCUGGAAGGUUGUAUUGAGCAAUAAUGCAAAUUGAUGGAGAAAUCUAUAUGUUUUGCCGAAGUUUCACUGCCAUGAGAAACUAAAUUGAGAAUGUAAUGAGUGAAGAAUCUAUAUCUUCUGUAUGCUCCAACACGAGGUUUCAAAACUAGAUUAUAUGUCCAGUGAAAUCACCUGAGCAUGCUGGCAGUGCUGACAUGCUGGUCGGUUCUUUGUCUGCUCGACAUAUAACAUCUAUCCUAGAAGGAGAUUAUAUAGAGUUGGAUGAUCUGGUAUGACAAGCCUGCGAUAACAUAUUAUACAAGAAGGAACCACUAAUUAUUUAGUUGCAAGAAAGUUUUGUUGAAGAAAAUUGCAACUAUUGCUUUUCAACACUUCACAUUUAUGCUGAUACUACAACAUUGUACACCGGAGACUGGCAUCCACCGAAAUCUGCAUUGGCAUCCAUGGUAUGAUGAAUUAGACCCCUGUAACGAACACUAGAAUGUGGUAUUAUAUCAAACUUAUGUAGGGACCCUGAUACAAUAGCUCUAAUAUCAAAAGUCUAAGUUCGACAAUGUCGUGGCAGGAUGUGUACCUGUUAAUGAUUUUCUCCAGUUCCUUUAACAGGCAACGUUUGCACAUACUGUUUUGGGUAUCAGUGUAGUCCCAAUUGUGGAGAGUAGUUCUCUCGACGAAGCCCUUAUUCGUCCCUGGAUGCUUUAUAUAUAUUUGUUCUAGCAAGAGGUGGGAAUGCUUUUGAAAGUAAUCUGCAAAUUAAGCUUUGAAGGAAUUGUCUUGUAAUUAUUUCUUUCUUCUGUCCUAGUUGGCUGUGAGUAAUAUUGUUCUAAGUUCUGAUUUCACUUGUAAGGCUCAUCAUAUCGUAAGCGACGGAUCCAAUUGUUUUAGUUUCUCCUAGAAUUAUGGCAGGGCGCUUACUUUUCUGUGGGAUUCAUCAAGAGUGAUGUUUUGGAUUAUUGUUUUUUUCCUUCCUAAUUUCAUUAGAGUUUAAAUUGUGAUCUUUCUAGGAGGAUCUCACUACAAUACUCCUACCUGGCAUUUUAUAUCGGCUUGAAAUUACCCAGUUUUUCCUUUAA
Beta vulgaris subsp. vulgaris (sugar beet) is the source of this 1900-nucleotide messenger RNA. Its product is annotated as NAC domain-containing protein 72. Gene Ontology annotation, molecular function: DNA binding. NCBI's taxonomy places the organism in Eukaryota, Viridiplantae, Streptophyta, Magnoliopsida, Caryophyllales, Amaranthaceae. The record is from RefSeq and is a predicted model, not a curated record. Bases 69 to 851 code for a protein of 260 amino acids. The transcript is spliced from 6 exons. Gene Ontology annotation, biological process: regulation of DNA-templated transcription.